GCCGAUGUUAUUUGUUGAUAGAAAGCAGCUCUCUGCCCGUGUGGACGAAAAAAUGAAUUAUCCGAAUAAGGCUCCCUUUAACAAUCCCGGAGCACCUAAAGGAGCGAUUUCAGCGUACCAAAAUCAAACGGGGAGAGUAACCCAAGGCUUCAACGAAAGUGCUCCUUCGUUCACACCAAUGAAGGCAAAUACAGAAUCAAGUAAUCAGCCAUCCGUCACUCCGAAUAGACAAUUUACAGCACCAGCAGCCCGACGAACAUCAUCUAUUGCCUUUAAAUGGAAGUCUUCAGUCACAUCAUCUGGAGAUUCUUGUCUUUCUCAGGAUGGUAAUUCUCAGGACAGAAAAUCCAGCUUUACAGAGAAGUUUGAGCUGUAUGACCCUUAUGAUCCGGGAUCAUCAGACUCUGAGUCAGAGAUCCCACAGAGACAAGGGGGCACCCGUUGCAGGUCCAGCGAGAACUACUUUGGACAUAGUGGACGUAAACGUUCCUCCUCUGAUAUAGGUCCUCAAGACAGCCAUCACUGGGAGUCAGCCUACUCUGGGUCAGGGAACAUAUCCCAUGAGGUACCCCAUGAGGGGUGGGAUCUUGGUUGUGACACCAGACACCCCAAGAGGCCAAGUCCAAGGGAUAGACUGGCUGAACGAGAGACCUACAGCACCGACACUAAAUCCUCUGAAACAUCCAGUUAUGGCUUCAUAAGUAGGCCUCCUGAUCAGAAAGGGUUCGAAAGUCAGGCGUUGCCUGAUUCGGUGAUGUCUGUGCUCUUUCCAGCAUCAUCGUACAGAGGACAGCGGACAAAUGUGGAAGAAAGAAUAACAGCACCAGAACCAAGAAGAGAGAUGACUACUACUGCUAAAUUAUCUCCAGGAUUUCAAGUGGGCUACAACUCCCAGUCAGGAUAUAGUGGAACAGGGGUGGACCAAAUCACGCCUUCCUCAGAGGUUUCAAGAACAUGGAACAUAAGUCCAAAAAGCAAAAUGGAAAAAAGCCCCUUCAUCUGUGAACUGUGUGAUGUUGAGCUGGCCAAGAUGAGGGAUCUGGAUGAUCAUCUAGAGAGCAAGAGCCACUGGGAAACUCUGGAGCACAUCCAGCAGCACUAUAAUUACAAUGACUUGACUAUUGCCUUCCUUCAGGAGGUCAUGUACAAGUUCCGGCAAUGCAGUAAAGCCAUGGAAGAAAGCGCAAUUGAAGCAUUGCAAGAGAAAGACUACAUGACAAAGGUGGAAAUGCUCCACUGUGCUGCCUGCAAAGUCCUCGUCUCCACAUCAGUGUCAUCGGUACAGAAUCACCUUAACUCUCAGGAACACCUUCAGAACAAAAAGGAGUAUGGAAUUCAAAAGAGAAGUUUAUGCCUUGACAAAACAGAGGCCAUGAUGAAGGAGCUGAAGCCUCAGUUCGAAAAAUUUCUGAAGGGUGUUGAUCCAUUUGAAUAAAUGAGUUCACGGAAAGGCUUUCGAGUCCGGUUCACGCCAAGAUGCUGUUCUUGACCCAUCGAGGAGAAUGGAUUGUAAUCAUAAGUUGUCUCUCCCCCAAAAUGAAACUUAAGACAUAACAGAUAAAAGUUCUAAUCAGAGCGCAAUUCAUGUCCAUUGUUAAUUUAAUGCUGAGAGGAUAUUUUAACAUAAAGCAUUUCCUAGGAUAUAUUUCACAUCUUCAUACCGAUUUAAUUAAUGGUGGUUUAAAGAGGAAGUACUUGUUUUAAGCCCUUCUCUGCCCACCUGCAUUUUUUAAAAAGGGAGAAAAAAAGGGGUGAUGUAGGGAGGGCUGAAGGUGGCAGCCCCACCGUUGAACAACACGCCUCAGCUACCCAGUCUACCCAGCGCGAUUAGUUGACUAACACCAGCAUGUUGCUGUUUUACUCAGCUCAUAUUCUAUUGGUCUAAUGCACAUGGGUCUCGGCGUCUUUGAUGCCACACAUAUUAAAAGGUAUCCAGUGGAGUUUUUGACCCACUAGUGUCGCUAUAGAACACAGCAAGUGGUUUCUCAUACUCCUUGUAUCACGUGUUCUUCCAAGGACACAUGAGCAUGGGGGUGAUGUAUUACAUGUUUAUGCAGACAUAAAACAAAAGCAGACAUGUCAACCGGAGGAAGCAAAGAAGCUGCAAAGAAAUCCAAGACUGAUAAUAAUAUAUAAUUGGGAAAGCAAAAUAACGAUGUUUUAUACUUGUUUCACUUUCUUUCACACAAGGUGAUAUGCCAUUUCCGCCAAUGAAGAGAGUAAGAUUGCAAUCUGCUGUUAAUGGUGAAACUUUCAAAAAAUAUUCCUAAAAAAGGCUUUGGAAAUGUUUGAGUUGGAAAUAUUUUCAACAUGUUUGUUAGGCUUCAAGGACACAGUAUGUUUUGGUAAGAAACUGAAGGCAAACAAAAUGGCUCUUUACAAGGAAAACUCCUUUGGAUAGCUUAAAACAGGCAAUUUGAACAAGGUCCAUCUUGUCCUUCUCACUUGAAGCAAGAUAAAGCGUGACUUAUUUUCUCCAUGGGCGCUGCUGUGUCAUGCAGUUUGUUGUUUGUUAAAUCUAUCAGUUAGUUCUACCAUCCUAGGCCCAUACCAACACAUUUUCAGCUCAAAAAAACAGAGUUCACUACCUCUUUAAAAGUCAUGACUAGUUAACAAUGCUUCUUAGUUAAUUCCCCCUUCGCCUAUGCCAUUUCACCUACACUCCAUCAGAACAAAGUUUGAAAAAUGUUUGGUUAUCGAAUGAGUUUGUAAAAAUAAAUACAAAAGGUUGAAAAUUGUCAGGUGACUUGGGUCCAAGAUGGUGCAUUGAUAAAGUUGAAAUGCUUGUAAUUAAAAGGUUUACUCCGAGGGAAUUAAAAACCUAGUCCUUGUUCUUUCACCCUUUUUUAUUUAGAACAUCACAAAAUUGUUUUAAGCAUUGUAUCUG
Lampris incognitus (smalleye Pacific opah) is the source of this 2887-nucleotide messenger RNA. RefSeq lists its product as uncharacterized. The record is from RefSeq and is a predicted model, not a curated record. Gene Ontology annotation, cellular component: nucleus. Gene Ontology annotation, molecular function: zinc ion binding; DNA binding. The coding region runs from base 5 to 1435 and encodes 476 amino acids. The transcript is spliced from 11 exons. Lineage: Eukaryota; Metazoa; Chordata; Actinopteri; Lampriformes; Lampridae.